Molecule: messenger RNA, 5914 nt
Organism: Protopterus annectens (West African lungfish)
Lineage: Eukaryota; Metazoa; Chordata; Ceratodontiformes; Protopteridae
Gene: CCDC85C
Product: coiled-coil domain containing 85C
Exons: 7
Coding region: 307-1500 (397 amino acids)
Cellular component (GO): apical junction complex
Source: RefSeq, a predicted model, not a curated record
UUUCCCUGGCUGUCAGUCUAUCAAUGUCAGUCAUUUAGAGUCACGCCCAAACCUGCGUGAAAUGGUGUAGGUUGUUUUAAACUAACUUACGCCGUCUGGAACUAAAACCUGCAGUCGGUGUACAUCGGCUUGGGCGAAAUGGUCUUUUCCUACCUCUGUGUGUAAAUGGGCUACAUUUUUGUCGUGCUGAUGGGUUAUCCUUUUGUUUACAACAUUUUGAUCCUUGAGUGUACCACAAGAUGUUAGCCGGGCGACACUUUUAGGGAGGAAGCACUUGUAUAACCUUCUAACAGGUUUGUAGAAGUCAUGGCAAAGAGUUCACCAGACGGGUCGAAGGAGGACCUUAACAAAAUUUCAGAUGAAGAGCUUCUGAAGUGGAGUAAGGAGGACCUCAUCCGCAGGUUACGGAAGGCAGAGACUGAAAAGAUGAGCCUGAUGUUGGAACACGGGAACUUGAUGAAGGAUGUGAACAAGAGGUUACAAGUGCACCUUCACGAAAUCCGAGGGCUGAAGGAGGUGAACCAGAAGCUCCAGGACGACAACCUUGAGCUGAGGGAACUGUGCUGCUUCUUAGACGAUGACCGGCAGAAGGGGAAGAAGUUGUCCAGAGAAUGGCAGCGGUUUGGGAGGUAUACUACCACGGUGAUGCACAAGGAUGUGGGGAUGUACUACCAGAAACUGAAGGAGCUGGAGGUGAAGCAGGAGGCCCUGGCUAGGGAGAACUUGGAGCUGAAGGAGAUCAUCCUCAUGCUGGAUGAGGAGAGGAGUGGCGCUGGUUCCCGCAGCUCUAUUGACAGUCAGACGAGUUUGACCAAUUUGAAUGGGGUUUCGGGGACCAGGGACGUGGGGGAUGGGAGCAGCACUUCUAGUGCUGGAAGCGCUGGUAGCCCCGAUCACCAUCAUCUUAAAGCUCCAGAGAACAAAGUCGGGGUCAUCCGGAGAUCAUUGGAUGAUCUGUCAGCACCACUGCACCACAAAAGCAUCCCAAAUGGACUGGAGUCCUCUUCAAAUUACAUUCGGCAACUUGAAACUAAGGUCAGAUUGCUGGAAGAUGACAAUAAACUUCUUUCACAGCUUGCUGGUCGCAACAGUUUGCCAAGAAAUUUCACACAGCAGUCCAGCUCAGGGGACCUGAAGUCAUUGAGAAAAGGUUUAUCUCCUUACCAUUCCGAAUCUCAACUUUCUUCUUUGCCCCCAUAUGCAGAGUCAGUGCAGAACGGACCUGCCCGAAUGAUGAGCCCUGACCUCUCUGCUACAGCCCGCGCUGAAUUUGCUGUACAAAAACCAGAGGCAGUAGUACAUGCCAUGAAGGUCCUUGAAGUCCAUGAGAAUCUAGAUCGGCAGUUACCAGACUGCUAUGAAGAGGAUCUGAGUGAAAAGGAGAAAGCUAUCGUUCGAGAAAUGUGCAAUGUUGUUUGGCGUAAACUAGGAGAUGCAGCAAGCUCCAAACCUUCCAUACGACAACACCUUUCAGGAAAUCAGUUUAAGGGCCCGUUAUAGUGGACAUCUCAAAACAGCUUAAUCUGAAGAACAAAAAAUGUCACCAUUUGGGAAUCUGGCAUUUAAAAACCUUCUGGUGUGUAAAUAUGGCAGCUGAUGGUCCAUAUCUAAUCCAUUUUGUUCCACAUUCUUAAUUAGAAGCUAGAUGCCCCAAAUGGCAGAUUUCCACCCCCUUUUUGUGGUACUUGUUUGUACCAUAUGUGUAAUGGCUGUGGAACAGUGGCAUAUAUAACUAAUGAACUGACACAUUUGUGUGUACUGUCUUUGUAUGCACUGAUAUUCAUCUGUCAUGAGUUCUGAAUGAAAGGACAUUGUUAGGGGUGAAAGUCAUUGAAGGCUUCUACUCUUAUUUUUUUUUUUUUUUAUGUUAGCUUAAAAAGCUGAAUGACAUGGAAGAUAUAUUACAUCUCAAGAUGUGGCCAGAUUUUGGUCGCUUAAAAAAUAUUAAUAAAGAAAGGGCAAGAUAAAAAUGUUAAUUUGCCCCUUGUAGUUCACAGUUGAGAAGGAUUAGAUACUGUACUUGUUGUAUGUUAUACUAGGCAAGUCUCUUUUAACAUUUACUUUGCACAUAACGUAACUCAAAAGUGAAUAGAACUGUAGUCAUAUUUUACAAAAGAAGAUGUAAAAAGACUUUUUUUUUUUUUUUUUUUUUUACUUUGUACAUCAGGUACAAGGGUCAAUACUUUUGUUGAGUGUGGUUACUUAUUGUCUGUAUUAUAUUUAUAUCUUGAAAAAUUAUGGCUUCUUUGAAACAGAAAUGUUCUAAAAAUGAAAGAGAAUGAAGCUGCAGUGUCUUAAAGGAGGUCAGAAUUUGUGCAUUAGAAGUUUCUUUAUAGAUUAAACGGGGGAGAGGUAUUGCUCCUGAUACUGCAGACGUAGAACCAAAAGUCAAGCUUUAUGCUUGAUCCACAGAGUGAUACUGUGAAAUUCUGUACUUGCAGAACCCCAAAGCCAAUGCUGCCCCCCUUCAUAUUAGGCAGUUGUAUUAAACAACCACAAGUAUGUCUCUCUCUCUCUAAUUUCUUAGUAAUAAAUGGGAGCUAUUCACAUCAUCAUUGUUUUGAGUAGAGUUGGCAGAGAGUUUGCCUAAUGGACAUGCUGCCUAAGGUUUACAUAUGCUGCACACUUAUUCUAGUCUACACGCCCUGUGAGGAAGCUGCCACUGUAAGUCUGCAUGUGAUUAAUUGGGAUUUUGAUGUGAGGGUUUGCUAUAUUUCUAGCCAGCGUAGUUACUUGCAGAUGAGUUAAACAAGUUAAGUAUUGUGCCUGUCCAGAAGUCUGUAAACCUAGAACCCUCUGCCACUUUGUCUUCCCGAAAAGAUUUCCCAGACUGAAGUGUAUGUAUCCUUGAUGUUUGAAAAACAACAUGUCUAGUGAACAUGCAUAUCUCAGAGAGUGAAUUUGUUUUUCUAGAUAACCCACUUCACUUUGCUGAACAUAGACUGAACUCAAUUCAUUUGCAUCUGACUGUCAGAUGUAUUUAAUGUGCAGCCACAUUUUAAGAAUUUGUUGGGUUGUCAAAACUGCAAAUGUAUACAAACAUACUGUCAAAGCAUGUUUUUACAUAUGGGCCUUGGUUUCCCACCCUACAACAUAGACAGAUGGGUGGGCAAUGGUCUUCCUCAUGUAUAGCAUGAUAUAAAGAGACCGAAUUUGCAAAUGAGAAUGUAGCAAACAUUUGAAGAUUUGAAGAAAAAGUUGAUUCAUUCCUUGUCUCUAGACUGUUAAACUAGUGGAGUCUUUAAGAGAUGUCAUUGUAGCCUGUUUUUUUUUUGUGGGGGGGGGGAGUUAACUUCUACUUUAGUGGUUUUGAAAAGAAUUGUUUUGAGCACUGUCAGGGUUAAGAGAUGUGGGAGUAAAGCUGUUGAGCUGACCUCAUUGUGAUACUUAGAAAAAUGAACAUGCUGUGAUCCAGACCACAUUGCUUUGUUUGCCUGUUGUUAAUAAAUUAAGAGAACAGAAUUCAGUUUGAUACCCUAUGGCAAUUGUAUACUUUUCCUCUUGGGUGACUUAAGUGUUAGAAUUCAGAUGAUUCCACUUUUGCUAGUUUCUUUUAUGUUUAAACGAGUCUGUUAAGCUUAUACCUUUUAUAUUAAUUUCAUGCAUUUUUAUUCCCCAUCAUAAAUGCAGAAGCCAAAGGACUGUGAGUGGAACAGUAUAUUGGGCUGUAGCCCUGCCAUCAGUAAUUAUUUUGCCUCAUUAAUAUGCGAGGGGAUAAAUGUGUUCAGUAUACUGCAGUGGGAUGAGGCUCCUUUAACUAUACCCAUUCAGCAAUAUUUUUUGUACAAAAUGUGAGUUUAAGCAGUUAUUUUUUUUCAUUAAUAGUACAGUAUGUCUGCCCUUUUUUAAUGGGCAUGUUUAUAUUUUUGUUAGUAAAAUCUAAGUACAUUUUGGAAAGGUAUACGAUUCCAGCACUAUGUUCAACACCAUUUUUAAGACUGUACUUUGGUAAUCCAGUGACAGUUUUCUUUUCUGUUUAUAAACGAAAAUCUUUUGGAAGCCUUCACCUUUGCUGUAUGUAUGUGUGUUGGGGGGGUGUCCUUAAAAGUCUUUGCUCUUGUGUGGGAUACUUCAGGAUUAUUUCAGGAAUCCUAUAGUUCAAAAAGUGGCCUCCUUAACCAUUAGACCAACUUUAGUCACCACUGUUUGUGAUUUGCCAAGUUUACUAGUGAAAAACCAAAGCACCCAAAAUACAGCGAAGGACUCCAGCAGCCGUUUUACUUUAAAGUACAUAUAUCAAGGCACUCUAAAAAGUAAAAAUAACUCAACAGAGCACAGAGCCAAUUAUUUUUUCACAACACACCCAUUGAAGUAAAUGCCUACUAUGUAUUGUUCCAUAAUUUCCUGUAUAUUGUAUUGAACUCUGACAUUGUUUGUGUCUGUAGGCAAAUGUGAAGAGACUAGUAUUUCUUCAAACUGAUAAAAGAGCCGGGUAUUUCAUAUACCAGCUGUGUUCACACAAAGUAAGUUGUAUAGUCAGGCCAAGAUAAAAUACUGUGUAGCCAUUUGUAGUGUUUUUGAAUAACAAUCUGCAUAGUAUCAUUCUUCCUACACAUAUGUAAACUAUGAUCUAUGCAGAUGGUAGUUUCUUAAUGAGUAGAGUUAAUUAAAUUAUAGUCUGUGCUCACCUCUCCUUUUUGGCACUCAUAUGUACUUUCAGCAAUAACUGCUCAGAUACAAUGGCAGCCCAGGAACAGAUAAUGUCCAUUUAUUUUUCCGAUGAGUCUGAAAUGCAAGGAUCACUGCCAAUAUUUUUUUCUCUUCCCCAAUGUGUUGUGACUUUGGAAAUGAUUGUAAUAAGUACUGGGGUGUCAAGAUAACACCCCAAACCCCACUGCAUGGGAAGUGGUACAGGUGGGGGGAGGGCUUUUUACUACCAACCUAGAGCUGUUGUAGCAGCCCAACGUACCUCUAAUGAAUGUUGCUUCCUGAAGUCACAUUAGGGUCCUGACCUAAAGUUUCUUUCUUUGCCAUAACCAUGAAAAGUGUAGCAGCAGCAGAAGUAGGUAUGACAAACAGUCCGUGCAUUCAAGGAUGAUGCUUUUUUGUAACUACAAAAGGGCUGGAAGGUAAGAAAACAACAAAGCACUUAAAAUGCCACUGCAGAAUGAGGCAGUUCCUUUUCUGUUACCCAUCAAAAGUGUAUAGGCCUUCUGUCAUGUCGCCAUAACAAGGAAGAUAAAACUGAUGAAGGAUUGUUUAAAAAAAGGACAUAGAAGAUCAGUGACAUUUCUUUCAUGUCCUAGUUUUUUUCCAGACUAAGUUAUACACUGAAGUCUUUAAUUUUUUUAGUAGUCUGUAGCAACUGGAGCCCGUCUUCUGCAUCUAGAAGUAAGCAAGGCAGGAGUCAUUUGGCACCAUAUUUAAUCUGAACCCUUGAGCACAGCUUGUCUAUUAGAAAAAAGCAGUAUUGUAAAAAGUGACCUUUGUUCCUUUUUUGGAAAUAGAUAAAUAUGUACUACUGAAUUUUAUAUAAAGAGCAUAAAUAUAAAGUGAUAUAAAUUUGUAUAUUUUCAUAAUGUAGAAACGUUUGUGCUGCUUCAUUUGCAGCUCUGUUGGAAGCAUUCUUUUUUGGUUAAACCUGUGAUUACAAAAUGUCCUGCUGUAUUUUCUGUAUAAAUGAAUCAUAAAGACUGGAGCAGAAGAGCAACUACUGGUUUAUGUAUAUAUACAUAUAUAUAUAUAUAUAUAUAUAUAUAUAUAUAUAUAUAUAUAUAUAUAUAUAUUUGGAGUUAUUUUACACUAUAGCAUGCAGUUAUACUUUAUUGGAAACUCUUUUCAGAGAGUAGUUAUCAUUUUGAUAAUAUUUAGAUUUACAGAAUAAUCUGAAUUAUUUUAGUAAAAUGAAGUAAAACUAUUGUUAUAGUGUCCUGUUGGAUUUGAUCAGAAUUAAAAACAAGAAAUAUUCUUUGUA